This is a messenger RNA of Scleropages formosus (Asian bonytongue), 2250 nucleotides long. It is a transcript of the gene ttc29, whose product is annotated as tetratricopeptide repeat domain 29. NCBI's taxonomy places the organism in Eukaryota, Metazoa, Chordata, Actinopteri, Osteoglossiformes, Osteoglossidae. The transcript has 11 exons. Gene Ontology annotation, biological process: cilium movement. Bases 332 to 1573 code for a protein of 413 amino acids. The record is from RefSeq and is a predicted model, not a curated record. Gene Ontology annotation, cellular component: sperm flagellum. Gene Ontology annotation, molecular function: protein binding.
CGGUCCGCGGUUAGUUCGUAAUAAUGGAGCCAUGUUUAAACUAUUGAAUCUCUUCGAACGUUUUUGUCCUGCAAAAGACUAUUUCCUGAAAAUUUAAAGUUACAAGUUUGGCCGCCUUUAGUUUCGGUUUCCACUUCAGUUUCUCUUUCUGUGGCUGUGUAUGUUCUUAGAAGUUAUGUUUGUGUCGCUGCUGACGUGAGACGACGACGACGGCGGUCUUCAACUUCUCCCUCUUUCUUUUCUUUGUUCACAUGAAAACAGUUAGGUGUGUGGAGGCGCUCCUGACCCGUCCCAACCCAGCGAAGCCGAAGGCCUCGGGAUCCAGGACAGGAUGCAGCGGAGUGGCAGUCCCACCAGGUCAAGCCAGAGCCCGAAGGACAUAGUUAAAGACCACAACCUAUCUAAAGAAGAUGUUGCACUUAUCCGGAAUUCUCCGAAGCACAUCGUCUGUGUGGACAUGCUGCGCGAGGGCUACCACGCAUCCUUCUCAGAGCUCUUCGCUCUGAUCCAGAAGUGGAACGCCUCAAGGGAGGCUGCAGGCCCUGGGUCAGCCAUAUGGCAGCACAGGCCCCUGGAGGAGCAGCCCAGUAAGCUCCACGAGCUCCGGCGCUUCCUGACCAGGGCUGAGGCAGCCCAGAGAGCAGGCCUGUACGAGGAGGUGUAUGAGAACCAGGUGGCUUUGGCACAUUAUUUUAAGGACCCGGAGGACAUAUGGUUGUCCCAUUACUUCUACGAAGCCGGCCUCAAGUCGGCUCGUCUGGUCGCUUCAGACGAGGGGAGAAGGGAGGCGGAGGCCAACGGAAACAUGGGUGACGUCUGCAUGGAGCGAGGUGACCUGGAGGCAGCCCGUGACCACUACGAGGCAUUCCAUCGUCUGUCAGCCAGCAAGGCCUGGCUGGACGCAACGGGACGGAGCUAUGCAGCUCGCGCCUGCGAAGGCCUCUGGAAGACUUACACAUUACUCGCAGAGAAAAUGCUAGCAGACAAAGACUAUGAGUCUGCCAUCGGAACCCUGGUGAAUGCGUUCGUAAUGGCACAAGAAGCGGGGAAUAAAAAGAUAGAAGGAGAAGCGGCAUACCGAGUGGGACUGGGCUACCAGUGUGUUGGAGAUCAUCCAACAGCUAGAAGUUACCUACAUAUAUAUAUGGAAAUCUCCUCAGCACUGGGAGAUCAUGAGAGUCUGGGAAAAGCCUACAAAGCAAUUGCUCAGUCUCUGGAAAGUGAAGGAAAAUUUGGAGAGUUGACGGAGUUCCUGGAGAAAUUUGUGAAAGUGUCUAGUGGGAACAGCCAGAAUCGUAACCUGGUGGAAGCAUGCAUGUACCUGGGAGUGAUUUACAGAUCAAGAGGCGAAUACGACAAAGGCUGCACGUACCUUCAGAGGGCCUACGAUAUAGGAUGUGGCCUGAAUGACUUGCCGUUGUUGCAAAAAGUACAGGUGCACCUGGGAAGUGCACGGGCUCACCACAUGAUGAUGGCAUAUAGCCGUCACGUUGAAGAAGCCCAGCCUCUGGAUGUAAGGAAGCUCCUGGCAUGGAAGGACAGCAGAAGCAACGAUUUCUACAGUGCAGACUAAAAAAGAGAACAGAUGAAGGGGAAACACAAAUGAACAACUACACAUCAGAUGGAAAAAAAAAACUGGACCUCUGGUUACCACAUGAAUCACAGCAUAGCAGAUUGGGAAAACAAACAUCUCUUAUCUCGAACACAGUGUUUUCUUGUCUUUAUUUGAUUUUGUUCACUUGUCUUGACAGUUUCAAAAUCACAACACUUAGUCAUAAUGUAUUUUAGUGUAUCAUUUACCUCUGUUUACAGUAAAACCAUUUUCCUCUUUUCCACAUGCAGUGAAGAGCAACAGGUUUUAUUUUUUUAAAGCUUAUGCAUAGGUGAAAUCUGUUAAAAAGGGUAGUUUUAACAGAUACGUAACAUACAUAAGUAAUAUAUGCUUGUAAAACUGCAUUAAUCGCUGUGAUUAGAUUGACUACCCUGUUUUGGUACCAAUGGAUCACAAGUUUACUUUAUGCUGUAUUUUUAACUGCGCCUGUUACACGUGGAGGCACGUGGAGAAGGACACCCUGGACACCAAUGUACAUCAGUUGUGGUGUGAAAUGUGUGUUCAUCUGUUCAAUUGGGAUUUGUUGAAAAAAAUCAUUGCUGUAGUAAAUCCUACAUGUGUUUUUCUUGCUCUUGUGCUGUUUUUUUUUUUUUUUAAAUAAUUUUGUCAGUUGCCUACUUGAGAAGUCCAGAAAAUCC